This is a messenger RNA of Guyanagaster necrorhizus, 1023 nucleotides long. RefSeq lists its product as uncharacterized. Gene Ontology annotation, molecular function: ubiquitin protein ligase activity. The record is from RefSeq and is a predicted model, not a curated record. Gene Ontology annotation, biological process: protein ubiquitination; negative regulation of gene expression via chromosomal CpG island methylation. The transcript is spliced from 8 exons. NCBI's taxonomy places the organism in Eukaryota, Fungi, Basidiomycota, Agaricomycetes, Agaricales, Physalacriaceae. The coding region runs from base 1 to 1023 and encodes 340 amino acids.
AUGCCUCCAUUUCCUGCGGGACCUCUCCCAAAACCUGCCCGUGAUUCUCGAGUUCACGGGCACAUCACGGGCGUACCAAUUGGCUCGAUAUUCCCCGGUAGACUACAAGUUCGUGCAGCGGGAUUACACAACCCUCCUCGCUCUGGCAUCUUUGGCACUUCGAAGGAAGGCGGGGCGUACUCUAUCGUUGUGUCGGGUGGCUACGAGGACGAUGAAGACCAUGGAACAUAUUUCACGUAUACUGGUUCAGGUGGAAGAACCCAGGGAUACAAUACAGUACAAGUCGCAGACCAAGAGUGGAACCUGGGAAACAAAACUCUAAAGGCGUCUCUGACAACGGGAAACCCCGUUAGGGUUAUCCGAGGACAAAACAACUCUCGUUACGCACCAAGUGAAGGGUACCACCUCCGUUCUGAUCCCACUUUUCGUGUCUUAUUAUUAUAUAGGUACCGUUAUGAUGGCCUGUACAAAGUCAUCAAGGCUUGGAGGCAACGCGGUCGAACGGGUUUCAAAACAUGUCGAUUUCUAUUCGUCUUACUUGAAGAGAAUCCCCAUCUCGGCAAACCGCCCGGCCCAGAUGAACUCGGUCUGCUCCGCUUUGAUGAUGACACUGCCUCAGACUCUGGAAGCGAGAAAUCUUCGAUGCGUCGAAGCUCAUCUGCUGUGACCACAGGCUCUUCGAAAGGCCGUCCCUGUGCCAAGCGUCGCCGAUCAUCUAGUACUCAGAAGCCUGUAGCCUCAUCAAGCCAUAUCGCCCCUGCUCGCUCUGUCAAUCCCCCAAUCCAUGCCAGAUAUGAAGGAACACUUCGUGGUCCUAUCAUGGUCAACCCCAAACCCACAAAAUGUCUCAAAGUGGAACAACCCGACAAACAUGUUCCGGCCAAUUGUUCUCCUCAGAUCAAUGUCAACGUACCAGCCACCCCUGUAGAGGAGAGGAUACAUACAGAAAGAGAGCUAUAUGACAGGAUCAAAGGCAAGCAGAGUUUUUUUGGAAGAUACUGCAUGGCAGAUCUAUCAUCUUAA